Molecule: messenger RNA, 546 nt
Organism: Akanthomyces muscarius
Lineage: Eukaryota; Fungi; Ascomycota; Sordariomycetes; Hypocreales; Cordycipitaceae
Exons: 3
Coding region: 1-546 (181 amino acids)
Source: RefSeq, a predicted model, not a curated record
AUGAACAGACAGCCGGCGCCGUUGACGCCGUGCCAGGCCCUGGCCCGGACGCUGGGGUGGAUCACGUCGAUUGCGACCAUGGUGGUGCUCGGCUUCAUCGCCAACCGCUGGCCGGAAAGGUUUGGCUCCAUCGCAGGCGGCAUGGCGGGUGUCGCCAUCGCCAUCCUCAACGACAGCUGGCAGAUGAUGUCCGCCACCAACCACUCCACCGGCUUCCAGGCCCUGCCCCCGGCGCGCGCCAUGCUCCAUGACAUGGUUUCCAUGGCCAUCAGCCUCGGCGGCCUCGUCCUCGUCAUCUUUACGGGCAGCGACACCGCAGACGACGGCUACGACCUGCAGCACGCGCUCGACGACUCCCAGUACGGCGCGGCGUUUACGCCGCGACGGCUCAUGAACACCGCGCACUGGUUCUUGAUGGCGGUAAUAUUGUGGCGGCUUGUCUUUGCCGUGUGGGGGUGCUAUGUCUGUGUGAGGAUUGCGACGCCGGAGCACCAGCGGCUGCGGCACCGUCGACAGAUGGAAGAGGCCCAAAUGUAUGAUGCAUGA